Messenger RNA from Gracilinanus agilis (Agile Gracile Mouse Opossum), 3722 nucleotides. RefSeq names its product BRF1 RNA polymerase III transcription initiation factor subunit (gene BRF1). NCBI's taxonomy places the organism in Eukaryota, Metazoa, Chordata, Mammalia, Didelphimorphia, Didelphidae. Bases 87 to 2195 code for a protein of 702 amino acids. The transcript has 19 exons. Gene Ontology annotation, biological process: transcription preinitiation complex assembly; DNA-templated transcription initiation; transcription by RNA polymerase III. The record is from RefSeq and is a predicted model, not a curated record. Gene Ontology annotation, cellular component: transcription factor TFIIIB complex; transcription preinitiation complex; nucleus. Gene Ontology annotation, molecular function: RNA polymerase III type 3 promoter sequence-specific DNA binding; RNA polymerase III general transcription initiation factor activity; TBP-class protein binding.
CCCGGGUCUAGAGGCAGUUACCUAGUUUGGUGGGUAGUGGGGGAUCCACCUGGGCUUGAGUGGCUGAGGGCCCGGUGGGUGUCAAGAUGACGGGCCGCGUGUGUCGGGGUUGUGGCGGCACAGACAUCGAACUAGACCCAGGCCGCGGCGAUGCGGUGUGCACGGGUUGCGGCUCUGUGUUGGAGGACAACAUCAUCGUGUCUGAGGUGCAGUUCGUGGAGAAUAGCGGCGGCGGCUCCUCGGCUGUGGGGCAAUUUGUCUCCCUGGAUGGUGCAGGCAAAAUUCCAUCAGUAGGAGGAGGCUUCCAUGUGAACCUGGGAAAGGAAUCCAGAGCCCAGACUCUUCAGAAUGGCAAGCGUCAAAUUCAUCACUUGGGAAAUCAGUUACAACUAAAUCAACAUUGCCUUGACACGGCAUUUAAUUUCUUCAAGAUGGCAGUGAGCAAACAUCUUACACGUGGAAGAAAAAUGGCACAUGUCAUUGCUGCAUGUCUUUACUUGGUUUGCCGCACUGAAGGGACACCUCAUAUGUUACUUGACCUCAGUGACCUUCUACAGUAUCUUAAUCCUUUUCCAGUGGAGAUGAGUGAAUCAUUGCUUCUGGGGAUGGACAAAGAAAAGGUGAAUGUUUAUGUGCUGGGGAAAACAUUUCUUCUUUUGGCCAGAGAACUCUGCAUCAAUGCUCCAGCAAUAGAUCCAUGUCUAUAUAUUCCUCGCUUUGCACACAUGUUGGAGUUUGGAGAAAAGAACCAUGAAGUGUCCAUGACAGCCCUGAGACUACUUCAGAGGAUGAAGAGAGACUGGAUGCACACAGGGCGCCGGCCCUCAGGCCUCUGUGGAGCAGCACUUCUAGUUGCAGCAAGAAUGCAUGAUUUCCGACGAACUGUUAAAGAGGUUAUCCGAGUGGUUAAAGUUUGUGAAUCCACAUUAAGAAAGAGGCUAACAGAAUUUGAGGAUACACCUACCAGUCAGCUGACCAUAGAUGAAUUUAUGAAGAUUGACUUGGAAGGCGAAUGUGACCCACCUUCUUUCACAGCUGGGCAAAGAAAGUUAAAGAUAAAGCAGCUUGAACAGGCCUUAUCAAAAGAACUUGAGGAUGUGGAAGGUGAAAUAUCAAGCUACCAGGACGAGAUAGAGAUUGAAUUAGAGAACAGUAGGCCGAAGGUGAAAGGAGCACUUGCACAUUUCACUAAAGAUGAUUCCAUAGAUGAUAAUACUUCCAGUAUAUUUGGAGAAGAAGAAGCAGAAGAUGAAGAACUAGAAGCAGCUGCAAAUCAUUUAAAUAAAGACUUUUAUAAGGAGCUUCUUGAUAGAAACAGAUUGAACAGUGAUGAUGAUCUAAGUUGUGGAAAUGGAUCCUUAGACCCAAUUAAGCCACCAGCUUUAGAAACUUUACUUGGUCCUCUGCCUACUGCAGCCAGUUUGGGAAUCACUGAAUCCAUCAGAGAAUGCAUUUCACCACAGAGCCGGGAACCCAAUGAAAAUUCAGGAGAUGGUGAAUUAGAUCUUAAUGGAAUUGAUGACAGUGAAAUCGACCGGUAUAUUCUUAAUGAAAAUGAAGCACAAAUCAAAGCUGAACUGUGGAUGAAAGAACAUGCUGACUACGUAAAAGAACAAAAAGAAAAAGAAGCAAGGAUAGCAAAAGAGAAGGAACUUGGCAUUUAUAAGGAACACAAGCCCAAGAAGUCUUCCAAAAAACGGGAACCAAUUCAGGCCAGUACUGCAGGAGAAGCCAUUGAAAAGAUGUUGGAACAAAAGAAAAUUUCAAGUAAAAUUAAUUACAAUGUACUAAGGGACUUAAACAGCAAAGGAAGUAUGACCCCUAAGAGGGAGAAUGAGCAGCCUAAUGAUAACAGCAGCACCAAGAAGUUGGCACGCAGAAAAUGUCCUGCAAGUAGAACUCUAGCAGACCCUGUCAGCAGCAGCAUGGGAAAAAGAUUGAGACCAUUAGUUUCUACACAACCAGCUAAAAAGACUCCAACAAAAGAGGUGUCACUUCUCAAUUCACGGACAGACGCUACAGAACUUGCAAAACCUCCAAAUAUUGUGGUUGAAAGUGGGCCAGUACUAUAUAAUCAUGAAGAUGAUGUUGAAGAAGAAGAGUUAGAAGAAGAGGAGGAUCAUUGCAUGAGUGCCCUUCAAUUAAUGGGAGGAAAUGAUUAUGGCUGUGACUUGGAUGAUGAUGAUGGCUACUAGACUUAAGCUUCUGAGGGACUUGUAACCAUGUCUUGAUAUUGGACAUAUCUUUUGAUCGUGCGAAUGGUGAAAGGAGUUUCUGGAUUACCCUGUGUUCAUGAACAGCCUAGACUUUUUAAAAGAUAAUUUUAGUUGCAUUUUGUGUUUAAUCAGUUUAUAUUGACCCAUAACUCAGAGACGACGUUUGGGCUUUGUCAUACUUUAAUUUUGGGAUCAUGUUUUGAGAAAUCUAAGAAAUACUUCGACUCAGCAAGCAAAGACAGUUUGCAUCUAUGUGGGUAGAAGUGUGGGUCUUGUCUUCUUCCUGGUUCCACUUUUGAUAGCCCAGGUGCAACUGCUGCUACUGUCAAAUCCACUAAAAGAGAUUAUACUCAAAGUGUCUGAAAUGUAAAAUAUUUAUCCAGAUGUUUGGACUUAAUAAGAAUACAAUCUCUUAUAGUUGAAAAUAAAGCUGUAUACAUUAACAUUCCUUUCUUUCCAAAUAGAAAGUUCACUCAGAGAAGCACGGUGAAUCCCAGACAACCAAGGAAGCUUUUUUAGUGGGGCCAUUCCUUAUAUAGGCUUAUAGGAUUUUGAUCUGGAAAAGACUUUAGAAAAUGAUCCAGGCCAACACCCAUAUUUUAAUAGGAAGAAACUGAGACCCAAAGAGGGCAAGGGAUUUGUCCAAGGUUAUACAGGUAGGUACAUACUAGAGAUGAUAUUCAGACCCAGAUUUUUCUGAUCCUAACUCCUGUAUAUCAGAUUAUAUUUAAUAUUCUGCUCUUAGGGGACAUCUCCACUAAUAUAUUAGAAAACUCCAGUACCAGACACCUCAGUUCAAAAUCUUGAAAUCAUUCUUAUUUCUUUUUCAUCUGCCCUUCAACUAUUUGCCACAUUUUAUCAGUUCUGACUUCACAACAUUUCUUGAAACCAUCUCUUUCCUUUCUUUCUGAUAGCCUCUAUCCUAAUUCAGGCCCUCAUCAUUUCUCAUGUGAUCUACUGCUACAGAUUCCUAAAAAUAAGCCCUAUGAGCCAGGCACUGUGCUAAGUACUAAAGAUACAAAUACAAGCAAUAAGAAAGAUAGUUUCUGCUCUCAAAAGAGCUUACAUUCUAAUGGGGGGAAGACAACCUAAAAAAGGGAGCUAAAAAACUGAAGAGGAGGCUGUGAGAUAGAGGAGGUGGAAAAGCACUCCACAAGGAAACAUGAUGGUAAAGUCUGGAGUCAGAAUCAGAUCUGAAAGAGGAUGUAGGUAGUAGGCAUGAACAAAUGGAGGUUCGUGGAGGAAUGGUGCCACAGGAGCAGUGGGAUAUUUCACAGGGAGAAGAUCACAGGGGAUGAGGGCUGAGGCAUGGUGGUAAAUGACGACCUUUUUAUAUUGAGAGUCUCACUAUGGAAUAAGCAUAAAAAGGAGGCCUCUUGAGAACCAUGAUCCUGUUAUGAGUGGCUUGUCUUGAAAUUGAAGAGGCAGGGAAGGUUAUUACCUUAGUACUUUGCCAUGAUUGCAAUCUUGUUCACUCAUUCAUUCAAUAAACAUUAAAUACCUAUU